Molecule: messenger RNA, 2580 nt
Organism: Synchytrium microbalum
Lineage: Eukaryota; Fungi; Chytridiomycota; Chytridiomycetes; Synchytriales; Synchytriaceae
Exons: 2
Coding region: 1-2580 (859 amino acids)
Source: RefSeq, a predicted model, not a curated record
AUGACACGAAGGACAAAAGCAGAAAAUGCACGCCUGGAAUCUCUCGCAAAUUCACUCGAGGCGUAUAUGGUCGAGACGAAUCGAAAUAAUCGAGACUCGAAACUGGCUUUUUGGAAUGAAAAAAUCGCUCAUCAACGCAAAUUGAUUGCCAAACAAGGAAUUGAAGCAACAGCUUUGAUGGAGGAGAGGAAGGAGCACGAACGGGCUAAAAAAAUGAAUAAUUUCCUACAGCGUAAACGGAAGAUUGAAGCACUAUUCUCGAAACAAGACGAGACACAAAUCCAAGUUGAUAAAGCACCAGAAGACCGUAUAGAGCACGUCAUUGCGGAUAGCCAUGUACCAAGUCGCUCAACUUCAACCACACAACAGCUACAAUCUCUCGGCAGCAACCUACGACAAUCCGUGGUACGCACAGAGUCACAGCCAGAGGAAUUCACCGUGCAUUUUAAAGGUUUGAAGGGAGUGGAUCCAUUACCACAACUUGCAAGUGCACAAGAUCACCAUCCGCCACAAGACACGUUUGUACCUCACCACCAAAGUGAUCCGGCCCGGGUGUCAUUUAUCAGACCGCUAGAAGCACAGCCUGCAACAACUUCUCGCCGUGCAUCGCGCCGUCGUUCAUCAGUCCCCAUCCCUCACAACAUCAACCAAGCAGCCCUAAAUAUUUUCGGAUCCGAAGCCGCUGCCGAACAAUUCAUGCGAAAAUACGAAGUCAUGGACCUAGAUAACAAAAUUUCGUUUCAACAUGACAACGCACCACUUGAUCAAAUCGCUGCUGGCUCGCCGCUAGGUCAUGAAGGCAUGACGCAAGAUGAAUUCAAUCACAGAGUGCUUGUGCAGAUGACUCGAGUGCGAAGACAAGCGGUAGAGCGGAUCCGUGUUAGGGAGUCUAUGGUUGAGACGGCGAGACGGUAUCGGUGGACCAUGAAGGGGAAGUUUGAUGCUGAGAUUCGUAGAGGGUCGGGGAUAAUGAGUGCUGCAAAGAGUAACGAGAUUAGUAGUAGUGCUAAACCACACAAGACGAUCGCUUUUCAAGACCAGUACUCUCACGAUGAUGAAUACCAUACCUCACCGAGAACACCUGACGAGUCUGACGCAUCGGAGACAGAUGAUGCCGAAAAGGCACAAUCGGCUGAAGAGUUGAAGGCUGAACAAGCAUUACGAGACGCGCUACGUGGAUCGCGGAGAGGGAUCAUGAUAGGAUCGUCAAGACCAAGUCUAGCUGCCAGCCAAUCUGCUAAAUCGGUACGCACAGAGUCUGAAGAAUCGAUGCAGGUGCCAGGCAAAGAAUCCUGGAAAAGACGUGGAUCUGCGUUAUUACGAAAAGAUAGCCGGCCCACGUCCAUACAACGAAACUGGGUCAAAUCACACAAGGAGCGACCAUUAUCUGCUGAUGGCGGUGAAUCAUCAAAUGAAUCGUCAUCCAUGCUUUCGCUAGGACCUACAAGACCCAUAACUGCGUCUACACCAUCACUAUCCAUAACGAGACCUGAUACGACAGAUACGAACGCUACAUCAACAACAACUAACUCGACAUCACAAAGUACAACACUCUCAGUCCCUCGCACCUCAUCACGCGGACUGAUUGAAACCAACCAAAAUGACAGUUCGGGAUCACUCACAAUCCCAUCUACAAAACCAUCAACCCCCUUCGUCGCACGUGCAAGUUCUCUCGCAAGUCGUAACUCUAUUGCAUGGGCAGCUAUCGCCAUGCUGCGUCGACGGUCUAGAUCCGUGACGCCCGAUUCUGCGAAUGGUGGAACGCUUGAUACGGACAUGAUGUUCCCGGAUCCUGUAUCGCCCGGUGAGUCAGUUGGCUCUGAAACCUCUCAGCAUGAUGGUGCAAGUGAGGACGAAACGGCUCCAUUACAAGACGAACCGUCAAUGUCUCAAGCCGACGAAUCUCAAGCUGCAAGCGCACUCAGCCUCUCCUCCACCCGCUACACACGCCCCUCUCACCCUCCCAGCAAACUAUCCGACACACAACCAGACCACGUCCCACGCCACUGGCAGCCCCUCUCCACUGACGCGCUCUCAUACACACACAGAAUCCUCUCGCCCAAACACGAAUCGGCGCUACUUCCAGCAUCAGUCGAUCCUAUCAUUGUCGCAUCAAUCAAAGACGCGAUUGGGACUACUCCAUUGCCAAAGGGCUCGUUACUGAAAUCGCCGAUGAAGGUCAAGACGUUGAUACCGAAGAAUAUAAAGUUUUGGUUGUUGAAGGAUGCGGUUUCACUUGGGGUUUUGACUCAAGGGGCUCAGGUUGACGUAGAACAAGGAGUUGUUAGGGAUGGUAGGCCAGUUUCGGGUGCAGUCGAUCAAGAAGCCGAAGAAGACCCAACCACGUCAGCUUUUGUGAGACAAUCUGUUGAUUCUCCUGUCAGACAAUCUGUGGAUUCUCCACAAACACCAGCAAGCACGAAAGCAAAUUCUGCCAAUACUCAAAGUCGAUCGUCUCAAAUGGCUACUCCAAAAACGACAACUCCAGCUCAUGCUCAAGACGACGACGAUGAUAUGGACGCUUUACAGGAUGAGCUCGCAAACUUGGAAGACGAUUUUAACAGCAUGGACCUUGUUUGA